Molecule: messenger RNA, 1972 nt
Organism: Trifolium pratense (red clover)
Lineage: Eukaryota; Viridiplantae; Streptophyta; Magnoliopsida; Fabales; Fabaceae
Product: protein ALTERED XYLOGLUCAN 9
Exons: 1
Coding region: 361-1503 (380 amino acids)
Biological process (GO): carbohydrate metabolic process
Cellular component (GO): Golgi apparatus
Molecular function (GO): acetyltransferase activity
Source: RefSeq, a predicted model, not a curated record
AAAAUGACACACAACAUUGAAAAUCAUAGGUCACCGGUUUUUGAUUCGAAUUGGCGUUUGUGUUGUGUUGUACUCCACCAUUGUAAGUAAACAAUUCUUCAUUCUUACAUCAAUUCCAUUCUCUCCCAUUUCCCUUUUUCAAUUCAUUCUCUUGUUAUCACGUUUCCAUCACCAACUUUUCCCCCAAUUCUUUUUACCUUCAUUCACAAUCCAUUCAAAUAAAACACCCCACCAACUUUCACUACACCCCUUUUUCUGGGGUAUUGAAAAGUUUCAAUUUUUCUUCAGAUCUCACCUUUUUUAACCAUAAACAACACUACCCACAAAAACCCAUUUCUGAUUUAUGUAAAUUUUUCAACAAUGUUUGGUGCUGUUCAAUUUGGUUUAUUUGCAGCUUGUGUUGUUUUGUUUGUUCCAAUGGGUAUGGCUGGUUGGCAUUUGAGUCGUAACAAGGUUCUUUUUUUCAGUGGUGCACUUUUCAUUACUCUUGCAGUUGGUGUUCAUCUUACUCCUUAUUUUCCUUCUGUUACUGAUUUUAUUACUUCUGUUAAAUCUUCAUCUUCUGUUGUUGUUGUUGAUAAUAAUAAUGAUCAUGAUGUUGUUGUUGUUGAAGAUCGUGAGACUUGUGUUUCUUUACUUCAUGAGAUUACUUGGGAGGUUAUGCCAAGUAAGGUUUUUGAUCCUUUGUUGAAUAAUAAUUCUUUGAAUUAUCAAAAGUUUUGGUCUUGGAGUAGAUUAGAUUCUGUUGAUUUAUGUGAGUUUCAGAAGCUUAAGAGAAAUGACGUUUUGGAUUUGCUUAAUGGGUCUUGGGUUAUGGUUGCUGGGGAUUCACAAGCUAGGAUUUUUACACUUUCUUUGUUGAGUUUGGUUUUGGAUUCCAAGCGGGUUGAAUCUGUUAAGAGUUUUUUGUUUAAAAGACAUAGUGAUUAUCAUAUUGUUGUUGAUGAGAUGGAUUUGAAAUUGGAUUUUAUUUGGGCACCUUAUCCUAAUAAUUUGACUGAUUUAGCUACGAAGUUUAAGCGGAAACAUUUGUAUCCGGAUGUUUUGGUGAUGGGUUCUGGCUUAUGGCAUAUGCUUCAUGUUACAAAUGCUUCUGAUUAUGGUGCUUUGUUGAGGUUGUUAAGGAAUUCUGUGACAUCAAUGUUGCCUGUUUCGCCGAAAUUUGGCAACGAUGGGCCUGUGAUGGGUUCUGUUUCUUCGGUUAGGUCUCCGCAUUUGUUUUGGUUAGGUAUGCCGACUUUGAUAAACUCUAUGUUGAAUACACAAGAGAAGAGAGUGAAGAUGAAUGAUGUAGUGCAAGGUGAGUAUGAUAGGGAGGUUCGGAAAAGUAGUAUAUUGAGGGAAUUCGGUGGUCCGUUUCAACUACUUGAUAUAGGGUCCUUGAGUUUGAAUUGUGGAAUCAAAUGUACAGACGAUGGUAUGCAUUAUGAUAGUGCUGUUUAUGAAGCUGAACUUCAUAUUAUGUUCAAUGCAUUGCUUAUAGAAUCACAUCAAAAGCUUUAAAGUAUACUAUGUUAGUGUUUGGAAACAGAAAUUUCUGUAGUUGCACUGUGGGUUAAACCAGAAGCUAUGCCGUAGAGGAUUGGCCGGUAGCGAGGUGAGAUCUCAACAAACGCAGAAGUAAAUAUCCGCUAUGUGGUAUUGAUUCCUUCUUCAAAAUGCUUGGCUCCCUCUAUGCUAAGGGAUAUAUACACGGUAGGAUACACGCAACGAUUUUGAAUUUUAUAAAUUGAGUAGUUCUUCAACCAUAGCUUGCAAAUUUUUGCUAGGUUGGUUAAGGGUUUUACAUUCAAAUUCAAUUAGUUUUAGAGUGAUUUUUAUAGCAAGUCUUAGCACAUUUGAAAUUCUUUUGUAUUGUUCCAAUGUAUGCUAACAGCUCAUGUAUUAGUCACAAAAGUUGAAAACUCAAAUUUCUGUACAAACAGUUGAUACAUGCUUUUAACCACACAAUUUAAUUGGGAUUCAUUUCUAA